Messenger RNA from Linum trigynum, 944 nucleotides. The record is from the annotation of a GenBank genome assembly. NCBI's taxonomy places the organism in Eukaryota, Viridiplantae, Streptophyta, Magnoliopsida, Malpighiales, Linaceae.
GCCCAUCCACUGGUUAUAUGGGCUCCAACGCAGGCAAAAAAAAGAGUGAAUAUGGUAGUUAAACGCAGACAAAAUUUCGUUCGGCCACGGAGAUAAAAAGAAGUUUGACCGACGUUGGACCAUAGAACAAACGAAAAAAUGGCUAUAUCUUACCAAUGGCCGGCGAUCUGGGACCUCUAGGGCGGGAGGAAGAAGGUGCAGGAGUGGCGCCGUCGUCGGGCUGCUUCUCCGGCAACAAGUGCGGUGAGGCGAACGGGAAUGGGCCUUCUCCGGAUCUCCGUCUUCUCCGACAACGCAGGGACAGAGGUGAUGGCAGCUGGCCGGGAAGGCUGUGGCUGGAGGAACAGAGACAGAGGUCGGCGGUGAGAAACAGAAGGCCUGUGCAAGGGGAGAAACAGAGACCGGCAAGGAGAGACAGAGGUCGACGAUGGCCAGCGAGCUGGGACGACUACGAUGGGAGGAAGAAUGAGUGCAGGAGUGGCGUCAACGUCGAGCUUCUUCUCCGGCAACAAGUGCGGUGGGCGAACGGGAAUGCACCUUCUCCGGAUCUUCGUCUUCUCCAACAAUGCAAACCCACCAGUGACAGUGAGGCAGAGGUCGACGAGGUUGGAGCUUGGGGAGCAGGUGAGAGAGAAGAGUGAAGGGCAGUUUGUCGGCUUGGGCAGUUUGUCGAUAUGCAGGGGCGAUGUACGACAAGUCGAUAUGCAGGGGACAGGGGUGAUGUAGGAGAGAGGAAGUUGGACUUGUGACUUGGUCUCUUGGAGAGUGCAGUGAGAUGGACGAGAGAUAUGUUUGGACUCUAGUACAUAAUUUGAAAUUGAUAAUUGGACAAAUAGGUAAAUUAAUAUAAUUUAGGACGAUAGAAAGUAAUUUUAAGGACGUCAUUUAGCAAUCCCCAAGUAAAAAACAUCAAUAAUUAUCCCAAAUAAGACAUGUUUUAUUUG